Gryllus bimaculatus (two-spotted cricket) is the source of this 1037-nucleotide messenger RNA. The record is from the annotation of a GenBank genome assembly. NCBI's taxonomy places the organism in Eukaryota, Metazoa, Arthropoda, Insecta, Orthoptera, Gryllidae.
CACACUGACUCACACUGUGUAUAAAAAACAUACUGUGGUGCACGGUGGUGUAGUCAGAGUAUUGGUGUAGGUAAAGGAACUUUCCACUUGUUUUUUAAAAGGACGGUUUCCGGACAUGGGAUUUGACGACUUGGAAAAUAUCAAUCCAAAAUUAUACCGUAAAUGCAAUGAUCGUGAAGUGACCACAGAAGAGGAAAGUGAUGACAUAUAUGAUGAAUUCGACGCCCGAGAGAUAUUUGAUUUAAUUAGGGGGAUCAAUGACCCGGAACAUCCUUUGACUUUAGAAGAGUUGAAUGUUGUAAAGCAAAAUGAUGUCUGCGUGGAUAAUAAAAAUAAUGAAAUUAAGGUGUUGUUUACCCCAACAAUUCCCCACUGCAGCAUGGCAACACUAAUAGGCCUGUCAAUUCGAGUGCAGUUAUUACGAUCUUUACCUCCAAGGUUCAAAAUUUGUGUACAGAUUUACCCUGGAACUCACGCAUCUGAAGAAGCAAUUAAUAAGCAGCUUGCUGACAAGGAACGUGUUGCAGCAGCUUUGGAAAAUAAUGAUCUUAUUGCAUGUAUUAAUGAUUGUAUUGUUGUAGAUUAAUGUUGAUGUGUUUUAUGAAUGUAUAAUCAAUAUAUUGAAGUAUAUUUGUUUAUAAAAAAUUAAUAAAGGCUCUUUUAAGGAAUAAAAAAGAAAUUGCAAUAGUGUUUUCAAAUGAGUUGCAUGCUAUUUACAAAUAAGUUUCCUUGACUGCCGUAAUGAAGAUUUUGUAUCACAUCAAGUUUUGGAUCUGUCCAGUUGGUCAUUUUGUUGAGUACCUAUGUAACUUCUUGGUAUACAAUAUAUCUUCAGAAAGUAUGCAGUACCAUACAUAAAUUUCUCAAUAACUUCACUUCGGUGACAAGGGAGAGGUUAAAUUAUGCUUGGUGCUGAAUGUCAGCUCACAAACAAGUUCAAUGGAAAAAGCAGUUUCAAAAACUUACAAAAAUAUGUAUGCUUUAUUGUCACAAGAUUAUAUGAAGUAGAAUGUUAGAAGCAAACAUGGAAAAUUUUC